UUUCUCCCGGUUGUAUUGAAACGUCCAAGGCGUGGAUAUCUAAAGCUUGAAUGGUGCCUCAUCAUCUAUAUAUUUAGGGCGCUCCUUGCGAAGUUCUGCGAUUGCCAUUCCCCGUUCAUCUCCACGAUGUCCGACAAUCAUCUACACGAGAAGAACUCAGUCAUCGACCUUGAGAAGGACUCUACGUCUAGGGAUGGUGUCUCUGUGAUCAUCCCCGGAGACAAGCACGGAUGGCUCUCUCACCCGUUAGCAAGAUCUCUUCUCAGCUGGGGCGUGGAGGAACGAGGCAUCGUUCCAGUUCCCGAAGAGGAGCGGAUGGAUACCCAAUACUAUAAAAUUUUCUUCGUCUGGUUCUCAAUGAACUUCAACAUCCUUUCCUUCUCUACCGGAACGCUCGGACCAAUCGUUUUCCAGCUUGGACUUCGCGAUUCCUGUCUUGUUAUCUUAUUCUUUAAUCUCCUGGCAUGCGCGUUGCCCGCAUAUUUAAAUACAUGGGGACCUCGAACUGGCAUGCGUCAGAUGAUUCAAUCCAGAUAUAGCUUUGGGUACUAUUUUGGUAUCAUUAUACCCGCUGUCCUCAAUCUGAUCGGCCUGUGUGGCUUCAAUAUCCUUAAUGGUAUACUCGGCGGACAGGCACUAGCUAGUGUGUCUAGUAAUAUGAGCUGGGAUGUCGGCAUUGUCAUUAUCUUCGUGAUUGCGCUCCUCAUAUCCUUUAUGGGCUACCGAGUACUCAACUGGUACGAACGUGUCGCGUGGUUCCCGGUUCUUAUCGCAUUCUUGGUCGCACUCGGCGUGGGUGGUAAAAACCUGUACAACGCUCAACCAGCGGCACCUGCAACCGCUCCUGGCAUUUUGGGCUUCGCAGCUGUUCUUGCUGGUUUCGUUAUCACUUACUCGGCAAUGGCAUCCGAUUUUACAAUGUAUUAUACGCCCACCGUUCCCCAGUCCAAGAUCUUUUGGUAUGCAUAUCUGGGGUAUAUCGUGCCUAUCGUCCUUCUCGAGUGCCUUGGAGCUGCAGCAGUCCUUGCUUCAUCAAACGUUCCUAGCUGGGCUGCAGGUUACGGAGAAGCCGAGGACAUCGGUGGCCUGUUAGAAGCGAUGCUCAGCCCGGUCGGUAACUUUGGGAAGUUCCUCACCGUUCUUCUCAGCCUGAGCGUCACCGGUAACAUCGCGUGCACGCUUUACUCUAUGUGUUUCAAUUUCCAAGUGAUGGUCCCGGCUAUGUCAAGAGUCCCGAGAUACGUCUUUUCGAUCGUUGGCACCGUAAUUGCAUUGCCUUUAUCGAUCGUGGGCGCCCACAAAUUCUAUACGGCGUUGACCAAUUUCCUUUCACUAAUCGGAUAUUGGGCGAGUGCGUACGGCGCCAUCCUCCUUGUCGAACACCACUACUUCCGCAAAGGUGACUUCAGCACCUAUGACCAUUCCAUAUGGAAUGUUCCAGGGCGUCUACCUUGGGGAGCGGCUGCCAUCACAGCUGUCAUAAUGUCUUUCGCCCUGAUCAUACCCUGCAUGAAUCAGCUGUGGUACUUGGGCCCCAUUGGCAGGACCUCAGGCGACAUCGGUUUCGAGGUUGCAUUCCCUCUUGCAGGUCUACUUUACUUCCCCCUUCGCAAGCUAGAGCUCAAAUACCAGAAUACCCAAUAUUAAGCACCGCUCUGUCGAGAUAGAGAGUAUAUAUACGACGUGCUAUGAAACGUGUACUGCCUUACUGUGUC
Messenger RNA from Suillus plorans, 1715 nucleotides. RefSeq names its product permease for cytosine/purines, uracil, thiamine, allantoin-domain-containing protein. Gene Ontology annotation, molecular function: transmembrane transporter activity. Gene Ontology annotation, cellular component: plasma membrane. The coding region runs from base 127 to 1647 and encodes 506 amino acids. Gene Ontology annotation, biological process: transmembrane transport. Lineage: Eukaryota; Fungi; Basidiomycota; Agaricomycetes; Boletales; Suillaceae. The record is from RefSeq and is a predicted model, not a curated record. The transcript is spliced from 11 exons.